Charadrius vociferus (killdeer) is the source of this 3507-nucleotide messenger RNA. RefSeq names its product GRB2-associated binding protein 1 (gene GAB1). The record is from RefSeq and is a predicted model, not a curated record. Lineage: Eukaryota; Metazoa; Chordata; Aves; Charadriiformes; Charadriidae.
AAGAGGAGAUGGUUUGUGCUACGCAGCGGCCGUUUAACAGGAGAUCCAGAUGUAUUGGAAUACUACAAAAAUGACCAUGCCAAGAAGCCUAUCCGUAUUAUUGACUUAAAUUUGUGUCAACAAGUGGAUGCUGGAUUAACGUUCAACAAAAAAGAGUUUGAAAACAGUUAUAUUUUUGAUAUCAACACUAUAGACAGAGUUUUCUAUUUGGUAGCAGACAGCGAGGAGGAGAUGAAUAAGUGGGUUCGAUGUAUCUGUGAUAUCUGUGGGUUCAACCCUACAGAUGAGGAUGCUGUGAAGCCACCAGUCGGUUCUUUACAACCAUCUGCUGAUUUACCCUUGCCCAUCAACACUUCACCACCUUCCAUGCAAGCAGAAUCUUCCCUACCUCCUCCUUACCAGCUUAUUAACAUCCCUCCACUGGAGUCUUCCUCUGGUCAAGAAGAUCCUCAAGACUACCUACUCCUAAUAAACUGUCAAAGUAAAAAACCCGAACCUAUGAGAUCUCAUGCUGACUCGGCAAAAUCCAGCUCUUCUGAAACAGACUGCAAUGAUAACGUGCCCUCCCACAAAAAUCCUGCUCCAUCAGCGAGCAAGCAUGCUGUGAACGGUUUUUUUCAGCAGCAAGGUGUCUAUGACUCUCCACCUUCUCGUACUGGACAGACACUGGCAGACUGCAGCCUUUAUAACCUUCCUAGGAGUUACUCACAGGAUGUUUUACCGAAGGCAGCAUCUCCAUCUGGGACUGAUGCAGAAGGAGAGCAACAUGUUUUCAGUACCCCGUCAACAUCAUCUUCAUUAGACGCACAGAUGAGACACAUCUCCAUUAGCUAUGACAUUCCCCCCACACCUGGAGGUACUUACCAGAUUCCACGAACUUUUCCAGAGGGAACGUUGUCUCAGACUUCAAAACUGGAGACUAUUCCAGAUAUUCCUCCACCUCGGCCACCAAAACCUCACCACGCUGCAGAUCGGUCUCCCGUGGAAACAUGUAGCAUUAGUCGCACUGCUUCAGACACUGAUAACAGUAAGUAACAACAGACUCCUGGAUGCCUGGUGCCAAGUGACAGCAACAGGGAUGAUAAAUAGCCACUUUCUCUUCUUGUUUCUUUAGAAAUUAGUUCUCAAGACUGUUAUGAUAUUCCACGAACGUUUCCGAAUGACAGAUCUAAUUCAUUGGAGGGCUUCCAUAACCACUUUAAAAACAGAAGCAUGUUGACAGUGGGAAGUGUUUCAAGUGAAGAACUAGAUGAAAAUUAUGUCCCAAUGAAUCCCAACUCUCCUCCACGACAGCAUUCCAGCAGCUUCACUGAACCCAUCCAAGAAACAAACUAUGUACCAAUGACACCAGGCACGUUUGAUUUUCCGUUAUUUGGAAAGCAAGUCCCUCCUCCUGCUCACAUGGGUUUCAGGUCCAGUCCAAAGACUCCUCCCAGACGGUCAGUACCUGCUGCAGAAUGUGAGCCACCGCCAGUGGAUCGGAACCUCAAACCAGACAGAAAAGGAUUUCUGUUGAAGAUCACAGCGGCUUCUCUAAAGAUGGUGUUACCGCAGACGUCAGGUGUGUUGGCGAUAAGACCUCCAGGUCAAAGUCCUAAAAUUUUAAGACCUAAACCACAUGGUUUAGAGCGAACUGAUUCACAAACCAUAGGUGACUUUACUACAAGAAGAAAGGCAAAACCAGCUCCACUAGAAAUAAAACCUCUGCCUGAAUGGGAAGAAUUACAAGCCCCAGUUAGAUCCCCUAUCACCAGAAGCUUUGCGCGAGACUCCUCCAGGUUUCCCAUGUCUCCCAGACCGGAUUCAGUUCAUAGCACAACUUCCAGCAGUGACUCACACGACAGUGAAGAGAAUUAUGUAUCCAUGAAUCCAAAUCAGUCCACUGAAGACCCAAAUUUGUUCGGAAGCAACAGUCUUGAUGGAGGAAGCAGCCCUAUGGUAAAACCUAAAGGAGAUAAACAAGUAGAGUAUUUAGAUCUGGACCUAGAUUCGGGAAAAUCUACCCCACCUCGUAAGAAAAAGAGCAGUGGUUCAGGCAGCAGCGUGGCAGAUGAAAGAGUUGAUUACGUUGUGGUUGACCAGCAGAAAACACUAGCACUGAAGAGCACUCGAGAGGCAUGGACUGAUGGGAGACAGUCUACAGAAUCUGAAACGCCUACGAAAAGCGUGAAAUGAAAAUACUGCUUUUGCUGCAAAGAACAGAAAAGAGUGAAUUUUGAAGAAUUACAGAACCACAGUGGCAGUGUUGUUCGACUGUACAGUACCUGAUUCACUGGUGUGUGAAUAGGUUCUUGACCGAAUAGGAUGGAAGGGAAUGGACACUUCGAAUACAUCGACGGAAUUUUAAGAUCGUAGAUUGGGCUCUGUGGUCUCUGGAAAAAUUGCAACCUGUAAAUAACAUGUAAAAUAGUAUCGCUUAGCUUUCAGAAAACCUUUUGUUCUGUAGUUAACACAUUUGUAGUAUUACUAUGUUUAUGCACUUUUUCAGUUACCACGUUGGUUCAGGUAUUCCCAGUUAGCAUACCUUAAUGCCUAAUUUCAUCUGGAGAUUUUUUUUGUUUUUCCUUACACUACUAUUCCUUACAAUUUUAGGUUAAUUAAGCUACAUGUAGAUAUGGAAAUUAAUAUUUGAACUUCAUUUUAACAACUUAAAAUUGAUUUUGCAGAAAUACUUUCACAAUUGAAUAAUCUACUUGAAAUGCCAAGAGACGGCCGUUAGUUACAUACUUGUUUAUAUUUAAUACACGCAAGAUUAUGUGGAAGUCUACAGGUUACCUUCCUAACAAAAAUUGCUGUGAGUUAAUAAUAAUGAACUGUACUGGGUUUAGACCUACAAUCCUGGCUUCUAUGUUAGUUGUUAGUGGUGGAACUUCUAUUGUAUUUUAUUAAUGACAGUGUUCUGUGUUCAAUGGGUGAAGAUUCUGCAGGGUGGGAUCUUACACUUUUAAAGACUGAGUAAUUAAAUAUCAAGUAAGCCUGCAAACCACUGAUGGCAUGCAGUAAUAUUGUGAUCUCACACUUAUUAACAUGAAAUAACCUUUAUAUUAUUUACAGAAGGUAGAGUAUAUAAAUCAGGUACGUACCAAGCACUAUUGUGCUAACAUACUGAUCAGGUUUAGACAAUGAGCUUUAGUUUUGUACUAUUUAGAAGUUCUAAUGUCAGUUUUCAGUUCAAGAUUAAUGGGACAGUUUGACAUUCACUGUUUGUAGUACUAGCAAAAUACUGUGAUUUUGAAUUAGACAUUAAUUCAAAUGGAAAUACUAUGUUUUGACACCAUAGUGCCCUUCUUAUGAUCUCUAUUUUACUUUAACCUCCUGCUUGGCCUUAUAUUUAAAUCCCUAUGCAACUGAUAUUUUAUAUCUCUGUUUUUAAAAAUUAGAUAAUAUACUUAAAUGAUCCCCUUGUAAACCACUUGUUGCUCUUUCCUGGUACAGGAUUUUAAGCUCUGUAUACUGUGAUCCUUUAUUUUACUAUGCCAGUUCCAAAUAAUAAUCUGCCUUGGUUUA